This is a messenger RNA of Aureobasidium namibiae CBS 147.97, 1194 nucleotides long. Its product is annotated as Sir2 family protein. NCBI's taxonomy places the organism in Eukaryota, Fungi, Ascomycota, Dothideomycetes, Dothideales, Saccotheciaceae. The transcript is spliced from 2 exons. Gene Ontology annotation, molecular function: NAD+ binding. Bases 1 to 1194 code for a protein of 397 amino acids. The record is from RefSeq and is a predicted model, not a curated record.
AUGGUCGGCCAAUUGAUGCGGAUCCCAUACACGGCACCGCUCCCAGCACCCACAAUCAUCCCGUCGGCCGCAGCUUCCGUGUCUGGUGCAAUCGCCGCCCUGACCGACUUUCUCACAUCCACGACGCCACAACAACAAGCAAAGUCCAAAGACAAGACUGUGUUGCUCACUGGAGCGGGUAUCUCUGUCGCGUCUGGUCUUGCCGAUUACAGAGGUACUAAAGGCACCUACACUCUCAACAAGACUUAUCGACCAAUCUACUUUCACGAGUUUGUCGCCAACCAUGCAGCGAGAAAACGAUACUGGGCGCGCAGUUUCCUGGGCUGGACGAAUUUGAACAAAUCCAAGCCGAACGCUGCGCAUAGGGCAGUAGCCGAUCUAGGGCGUAUGGGAUAUUUGUCUAGUGUCAUCACUCAGAACGUCGAUUCCUUCCACCCACAAGCCCACCCUUCAAUCCGCACUCUCGAGCUACACGGCUAUUUGCGAAGUGCAGUCUGCACCACCUGCCGCACAGAAUACGAUCGCCAACUCUUCCAAAAUGACCUCGCGAACCUCAACCCAGCAUGGAGUGAUUUCCUCAACGAAAUGCUCGCUUCAGGAGCCCUGACCACCGAAAACCCAGACGAAAGACGAAGGUUAGGACUCAAAACAAAUCCAGACGGUGAUGUGGAUGUGCCCGGUGUGGAUUAUGCUACGUUUAGGUAUCCGGCGUGUCCGAGUUGUCUGGCGAAUCCGGGAAAGGAUAAAGAGGGGAAGAAACAUGUGGUGGAGGUUGAUGAGGAUGGUGCGUGGAAGCAUGGCAACUCAACAGCAGGGAUCCUGAAACCAAACGUGAUUAUGUUUGGUGAAAGCAUCCCUGACACGACCAAGGUUGCCGCUGAGAAGGCCAUUGAUGAAGCUGCCAGAGUGCUCGUACUCGGCUCCUCGCUAGCCACAUACUCAGCCUGGCGAUUGGUAAAAAGAGCAAGGGAACAAGGCAUGCCGAUCGGCAUUGUGAACAUUGGCGGUGUCAGAGGUGAAGAUCAAUUCUUUGGGCACUUGUCUGCGAACAACACUGGAAAGGAAGGAUUGAGGUGUGCGCAUAUCUUGGAGGAAAUGCUGCCGAGUCUUGUGACCCAGCUGGGACAGAGGGGACCUGCUUCUCUUGGAUCUGCUGCGACGGCGAGACCUUUUGUGCCUGCGCCGUGGGCAUGA